AUGUCGCCCUUACCCCAGGAUCCAGCUAAUUCGGACAAGAAGAAGAGCCCCAGUGCUCUGCGCUCCAUCCUGGCAGGCUCAACGGCUGGUGCCAUCGAGAUUGCUAUCACGUAUCCUGCCGAAUUCGCCAAGACUAGAUCACAGCUCAACAGACGCUUAGCAGAGGGCCAGAAGCUGCCGUGGCCGCCGUUUGGCAAGCAAUGGUAUGCUGGCUGCACAACGCUGAUCAUUGGCAACUCGGCCAAGGCGGGGAUACGGUUCGUCGCCUUUGACCACUACAAAAAGCUGCUUGCCGAUGAAAACGGCCAGCUUUCCGGCCCAAGGACAGUUCUCGCCGGCUUUGGUGCCGGCGUUACAGAGUCGCUCCUGGCUGUGACGCCAACCGAGAGCAUCAAAACCACGCUAAUCGAUGACCGCAAGUCUGCAAACCCUCGCAUGCGCGGCUUCCUCCACUCCGUCCCCAUCAUCGCCCGAGAACGCGGCAUCCGCGGCUUCUUCCAGGGGUUCGCGCCCACCACCGCUCGGCAAGCCGCCAACAGCGCCGUGCGCUUCGGCUCGUACAAUUUCUUCAAGCAAAUGGCCGAGUCGUAUACUGCUCCGGGGGAAAAGCUCGGCGCGAUCGGCACGUUUGCCAUGGGCGGUCUGGCCGGGCUGGUGACUGUUAUUGUCACGCAGCCUCUCGAUACCAUCAAGACCCGGAUGCAGAGCAUCGAGGCAAGGCAGCAGUAUGGAAGCACGAUUCGAUGCGCGUCCAUGAUUUUCAAGCAGGAGGGUGUCUUGACUUUCUGGAGCGGUGCGCUGCCCAGGUUGGCGAGGCUGGUGCUAAGCGGCGGCAUCGUGUUUACAAUGUAUGAGAAGAGCAUGGAGUUGUUUAGCAGGUUGGAUCCGGAGAUGAAGUACAUUUAG
Ustilaginoidea virens is the source of this 906-nucleotide messenger RNA. RefSeq lists its product as uncharacterized. The record is from RefSeq and is a predicted model, not a curated record. Gene Ontology annotation, biological process: mitochondrial citrate transmembrane transport. The coding region runs from base 1 to 906 and encodes 301 amino acids. The transcript is spliced from 5 exons. Lineage: Eukaryota; Fungi; Ascomycota; Sordariomycetes; Hypocreales; Clavicipitaceae.